AAAAAAUUUAAAAAAUUUCUAUCUACUUAUGUUUUUGUGAAUUUUACCCUUGCCAAUGUUUUGACAAUGUUAGUUGGGAAUGUCUCUUUAAGGUGAUGGAUAAACUGAGUUUUUCGGCAAAAUGGCAGCAAUGGAUCAAAGGGGAUCUAUGCUCUCCAAUGACAUCUAUCCUUGUUAACGGAGAAGCACAUGGAUACUUUCGUGCAAGUAAAGGGGUGCGUCAAGGAGACCCACUGUCCUCAGGGCUUUUCGUUCUAAUUAUGGACAUCCUCUCCUUUCUUAUCACGAAACUCCGGAAUGUGAAUGGACUCUUCGGUUUUGCUAUGGACGAGGAUAGGGGUGAGGGGGAAGUUACCCAUAUCCUUUUCGCAGAUGAUUCCCUCAUCUUUUGUGAUGCUAAUGCCGAUCAAGUUCUCAAUAUUCUAUCUACGUUGCAAUAUUUGGGUGCAAAUGGAGCGACGAACCAUCGAAAUAUCUUGGUCUUCCGCUGGGUGAUCGGCCUAAUGCAGUUUCGAUUUGGAAUCCGGUUAUUAACAAAUAUCAAGAUCGGUUGCAGGGUUGGAAAAGAAGAUUUCAGACUUUCGGAGCUCGGCUGAUUCUCAACGGUGAUGCCCUUAACAGCCUGCAUGUUUAUCAUUUCUUUGCUCAAGGCUCCCAAAUAAAACUGUUCUGAAUAACAUAGAGAAGAUACAGCGCAGAUUCCUUUGGUGUGGGGCAAACGGACAGAACAAGAGACAUUUGAUUCGUUGGGACCUCUGUAAGGCUUCUAAACAGAAGGGUGGUUUGGGUGCUAUUGAUCUUGAGAGUUUCAACAAUGCUUUACUAGGUAAAUGGCUAUGGAAAUAUGCAGUGGAAAGAAACAGUUGGUGGGGACAGCUUCUCAAUAUUAAAUAUCCCAAUCCAAUCUCAGAAUGGAAAACGAAGAAGAUAGAAGAAGGGUUUAAAUAUCCCAAUCCCAAUCCAAUCUCAAUAUGGAAGAGCAUUAUUCCCACAAAAGUCUGUGGGUUUAUAUGGCUAGUUUGGCAUAAAAGAAUUCUGACCAUGGACAAUCUGAAGAGACAAGGGUAUCAGCUGGCAAACCGGUGCGUCUUAUGUUA
Molecule: messenger RNA, 1097 nt
Organism: Linum tenue
Lineage: Eukaryota; Viridiplantae; Streptophyta; Magnoliopsida; Malpighiales; Linaceae
Source: the annotation of a GenBank genome assembly